AUGGCUGGCAGCUACCUGCCCCUCGCCUCCGCCCUCCUCGCCACCGCCAUCGUCGCCAUUCUCGCGGCCACAUCCGCCUUUCCUGUGGCCGCCGCCGCCUCCGCCGCCGAUAAGUACAGCGGCAGGAUGGUCAUCAUCCGCGCACCCGGGGCAAGGGUCCUCGACGUCUCUGCUGGCGGUGCGCUCAACAAGUGGCAGCAGCAGCAACGGCGCCUGGUGGAGGACGAGGUGGCGCCCGAGUUCGGCGGCCUGCUCGGGACGGGAAACGGCGGCAGCAUCUCCGACGGUGCCUUGAACAAGAACAGGCAAAAUUGCCUGCCGUCCGGCCAGUGCACCAAGCCAGGAGGGUCCUACACCCGGGGGUGCACGUUCAAGGACCACUGCCCCCACACCCCCACUGCCGCCGGGCACGCACGCGCCGUGCAUGGGUGA
Messenger RNA from Miscanthus lutarioriparius, 432 nucleotides. NCBI's taxonomy places the organism in Eukaryota, Viridiplantae, Streptophyta, Magnoliopsida, Poales, Poaceae. The record is from the annotation of a GenBank genome assembly.